AUGAUGCGGCGCAUGCUGGAGCACAUGCUCGGUCUCAGCAAGCAGCGCGUGAGUGAGGUGUUGAAGGACCCGUCCCAGCUGACCGCCGGCCUGGGCGGCGUGAUGGUCAGUGAAGCGGCAGCAUCCGACACAGCUGACGAGGCGCUGUUUGCACGGCUGCGUGCCGACGUGGUGCGUUGCUCUCGUGCUGACCGUAGCUAUUCCCCCACCAGCGACAUGGCCAAGUCUCUGGCUGGCCUUGAGCACGAGGCGGCGCUGUAUGCUGCAUUAGAGGCGGCGGGGGUGCCCCAUUGGAGCGAGCAGGACCUCAGAGACAAGGGCAUGUACAAAACACCAGAUGCACUGCUGCAGGUGCCAGUUGCUGUGCGGUGCCCCUUGAGCAGCCGCUGGCACAUCGUGCACUGGAUUGACUCCAAGGCCAGCUUUGGUGACGACCGCCUGCAUGCCGCAGCGCUGGAGGGUCAGUACCGCACCUACCUCAACCGCUACGGCUCUGGGGCUGUCAUCUACUGGCAUGGCUUUGUCAGGGACCUUGCAGACGGCUGCAGCGGUGCAGGGGUGGACGGAAGCGGCCACAGUACCAGCGGCGGCAGGGGCGAGGGCUGCGGCAACGCCAGUGGUGGUGGCGAGGUGCUGCUGCUCGAGCGCUUCCCAGGCUCAGGAGACAUGCAGGUGCUGGCUGAGGCAGUGCAGAACGAGGCAGGCCCGGUUUAG
This is a messenger RNA of Monoraphidium neglectum, 714 nucleotides long. RefSeq lists its product as uncharacterized. The record is from RefSeq and is a predicted model, not a curated record. The transcript has 4 exons. Bases 1 to 714 code for a protein of 237 amino acids. NCBI's taxonomy places the organism in Eukaryota, Viridiplantae, Chlorophyta, Chlorophyceae, Sphaeropleales, Selenastraceae.